Theobroma cacao (cacao) is the source of this 1874-nucleotide messenger RNA. Its product is annotated as hydroxyproline O-arabinosyltransferase RDN2-like. Gene Ontology annotation, molecular function: glycosyltransferase activity. The record is from RefSeq and is a predicted model, not a curated record. Lineage: Eukaryota; Viridiplantae; Streptophyta; Magnoliopsida; Malvales; Malvaceae.
CCUUUAAUGGCUUCCUUUGAUGAAGGAUGAUGGAUCUUGAGUUCCAGCCGAAAAUACUUGGUAAAUGUAAAGCAUACCAACCCCUCCUACACUAACCAAAAAAGAAAGAAAGAAAAGAAAAAGGCAAAAACUCCCUAGGUUCCAAGCACCAAGACUUCAACUUUUCACUUUUAAAAUCUCCCUCACAGGAUUCUUGAUCCAAAGAAAAAGAGAAAAGCAGAUCCUUUGAUUGUUUUUCUUUUCUCUCUCUGCGCUCACGUCACUACUGUGGUCUUUUGGAGCUUGCAUUCUCCUGCAAGUCAACUGGAACUUCAAUCAAGUUAGGAAAGAAAUGAAUUAGUGGCUUUUUUGUCAUUAACCAGUUUGGACUUUUUGAGUAUAACAGCUUGUUUUAAAGCAAUUUGAACCAGGAGGGUUUGUUAUAAUUUGGAGGAUCGUAGUCCUCAUUUAACAACAACCAUCAAUGAUAGUGAGAAAGAACAUGGGACGUUUGUCACCACUCCUUCUUGUUACAUUAGUUCUUGGCUUUUGCUUUGCAACAUAUAAUCUGGUAACAAUGGUAAUGCACAAUAGAUCUAUUUCAAAAUGGAAAGUCAACGACUCCAAUGGUGGAAUAUUUUUUGAUCCUGUCAUUGAGAUGCCUGAAAAUGUGAAGAAACCAAACAACGCCAAACAGCCUUUCCAUGUUGCCUUAACAGCUACGGAUGCUCCAUACAGUAAAUGGCAGUGUCGCGUGAUGUACUAUUGGUAUAAAAAGCAGAAGGACUUGCCUGGGUCAGAGAUGGGAGGUUUCACACGUGUUUUGCACUCUGGAAGUCCUGACAACUUGGUAGAUGAGAUUCCUACCGUUAUAGUUGAUCCUCUUCCAGCAGGGCUGGAUCGGGGAUACAUUGUCUUAAAUAGGCCAUGGGCUUUUGUGCAGUGGCUGGAAAAGGCUACAAUUGAGGAAGAAUAUAUAUUGAUGGCAGAGCCUGAUCACAUAUUUAUCCGUCCCCUGCCUAAUCUGGGGCAUGGAGGAUACCCAGCUGCCUUUCCCUUUUUCUACAUUAAGCCGGCUCAGAAUGAAAAAUUGUUAAGGAAGUUUUACCCAGAGGAGAUGGGACCUGUGACAAAUAUUGAUCCAAUUGGCAAUUCACCUGUCAUAAUCAAGAAGGAUUUACUGGAAAAGAUUGCUCCUACUUGGAUGAAUGUUUCCUUAAAAAUGAAGAAUGACCCAGAGACCGAUAAAGCUUUUGGAUGGGUGCUAGAAAUGUAUGCUUAUGCUGUGGCAUCAGCUUUGCAUGGUGUGCAACAUAUUCUUCGGAAGGACUUCAUGCUGCAGCCCCCAUGGGAUUUGGAAACUGGGAAAAAGUUCAUAAUUCAUUACACCUAUGGAUGUGACUACAACAUGAAGGGUGAGUUGACAUAUGGUAAAAUUGGUGAGUGGCGAUUUGACAAGAGAUCAUAUCUACGUGGCCCACCUCCGCGAAAUCUCUCCUUGCCUCCUCCAGGGGUCCCUGAAAGUGUGGUGACCCUUGUCAAGAUGGUGAAUGAAGCAACGGCUAACAUCGGCAACUGGGAUACAGAAUAAAUGCCGGAUAUGAUAAAGGGGUAUGGAAAUUUUAUUUGUCCGAAACAAUUUUUUUUAAAUCUAUGCAGACUCUAGAAAAUUGAUGUACAAAUACCUCAGGUCAAUUGUUUUAAUGUUUAAAGCAAGAAAUAGAACAGUUCAAUAUAUAUACAUAGAAGCUAAGAAAGCUUUGAUGUUUCAGAUAAGGAUUCUGAAUUACAACCUUUUGUUAGGUUUAUGUUUGCAUGAUUUACAUGGGAGAGGUAAUGGACUGAUCAAAGAAAGUGAAACCUGGUUUGCUAAUAACAUUGUUCAGGUUCUAAUA